AUGGCUUCCCGCCGGAACUUGUCGAGCUACCUGGUUUCCCCCAAGGAGCUGCAAGAUGCCCUCAAGAAGAACCCGCCCUCCCCCAUCAGCCCGGACCCCCGCGUCAUUCCUCUGUGCGCCUCCUGGUUCCUGCCCAACGAUGAGCGGACCGGUAUCCAGACCUUCCGGGAGCAGCGCAUCCCCAAGGCCCGCUUCUUCGACCUCGACAAGGUCAUUGAUAAGCGCAGCCCCUAUCCUCACAUGCUGCCCGACGCCAAGCGCUUCGCCGCCGCCAUGAGCGAGCUCGGCAUCCGCAAGGAGGACGUCGUCGUUGUCUACGACACCAAGGAGCUCGGCAUCUUCAGUGCGCCCCGCGUCGGUUGGACGCUCAAGGUCUUUGGCCACCAGAACGUCCACAUCCUCAACAACUUCAGGCUAUGGGUGGAGGAGGGCCUGCCCACCGAGUCCGGAGAGCUGUACAGCGUCGAGUGCUGCCCCUAUCCCAUCCCUGAGUUUGACGCAUCCAAGGUGGCAAGCUUCGAAGAUGUCAAGGAGGUGGCCCAGGACCACAACAAGGAGGGUGCCGAGGGCAUCCAGGUCCUUGAUGCCCGGCCUAACGGCCGCUUCACGGGCAAGGACCCUGAGCCUCGGGAGGGUCUGUCCUCUGGACACUUGCCGGGAUCCAUCAGUGUCCCCUUCAGUGUCGUGCUGGACCCCCAAACGAAGGCUUUCCUCCCCGCUGAUAAGCUGCGGACCGUCUUCAAGGAGAAGGGCGUGGACCCGGAGAAGCCCAUCAUCUCCAGCUGCGGCACGGGCGUAACCGCGUGUGUCAUCGAGACUGGCCUGGAGGUUGCGGGAUACGGUUCUCCUGAGAAGCGACGGGUCUAUGAUGGAAGCUGGACGGAGUGGGCUCAGCGAGUCCGACCGUCGGACAACCUGAUCUGGAAGACGGAGUGA
Messenger RNA from Purpureocillium lilacinum, 936 nucleotides. RefSeq lists its product as uncharacterized. Gene Ontology annotation, cellular component: mitochondrion. The record is from RefSeq and is a predicted model, not a curated record. NCBI's taxonomy places the organism in Eukaryota, Fungi, Ascomycota, Sordariomycetes, Hypocreales, Ophiocordycipitaceae. Gene Ontology annotation, molecular function: thiosulfate-cyanide sulfurtransferase activity.